Molecule: messenger RNA, 949 nt
Organism: Drosophila biarmipes
Lineage: Eukaryota; Metazoa; Arthropoda; Insecta; Diptera; Drosophilidae
Exons: 6
Coding region: 513-740 (75 amino acids)
Source: RefSeq, a predicted model, not a curated record
AAACAUCGAUGAAAACAUCGAUGCAUCGAUGUUUUUUGAAUUUUCCAAAACAUCGAUGUUUUUUUGACCAUCGAUGUUUUUGUGCUGUCACUAUCAAGAAAACAAGCAAAGAAGACGAAUAAAACAAUCGAUUAGUGGUGCAGGCGACGGCAGAAAGAUGGACAAAUUCCUGAUGCAAUCAACAAAGGAAAACUGUGACGCUCCUUCUCAUUAAUUAUUCCCAUGAAAUGCGAAAUGCAAAUGCAAAUUUCAAGUCUAAAGAACACUUUUAAAACACCGGAAGUGAUACUAGCUUUUGAUGCCAUAGAUGGACGUUUUACAGAGCGUUUUGCCCACUAUGAAACCCGCACCGUGCCACAGAUUGCCACUAUAAUUGACCUUAGGUUCAAGAAACUUGGUCUGCACCGGAAAACCCUGCACCAACAAAUCCGGCCGAAUCUUCUGCUUUUUUCCGAAACUUGCAACCGAAAUUGCAUCCCAAAACAGGUACAGCUCGUUCUGAAGCCAUUGUGAUGCUCAGGCAGCAUAUGGAAACUGCGAACGAACCUGAAGUCUGCGAGCCUUUGCAGUAUUGGAAUAAUUUAAAUAAAGAAGUUGCCAAUACUAUUUCAAGUGGAGUACAAAAAGAAUUUUAUAAUAUUAAUAAAAACGUUAGUAAUACCUAUUCGAGUGGAGUACAAAAAGAGAGGUUAAAGACGACACUCUGGUUUUGUAUGGUGAGCAUGAUGAUGAUGAUGUGAUGAUGACCACGAUGUGAAAAUUUUCGAUUAGGAUAAUCCAGAUAAGAUCACCUAGUGAGGACGAAACUAUUCUUGUUGAAGGUGGAAUAAAUAACUACGUACAAACUAUUCCUUUAAAUUUAGAUAAGGAUAACGAUGAAUACAUAAAAUCAAUUCCUUUAAGUAAUGACGAUGAUAAAAUCUAUAUAUUAGAGGGUGGUAUAAAUAGU